Molecule: messenger RNA, 784 nt
Organism: Haliotis rubra (blacklip abalone)
Lineage: Eukaryota; Metazoa; Mollusca; Gastropoda; Lepetellida; Haliotidae
Product: perlucin-like protein
Exons: 5
Coding region: 112-669 (185 amino acids)
Molecular function (GO): signaling receptor activity
Source: RefSeq, a predicted model, not a curated record
GACAUGCAUGUGUACACGUUCAUCUGUUGGUCUUAUCACUAUCUUUAACCACCAAAGGAACUGUGCCUUUAUAUACACUGUAAAAUAGGGUAAAAACUUACAGUGGGCAACAUGGUUCUCUUUCCAGGAAUACUUCUUUCAUGUCUCUUCAUAUCUGCUUUUGCAGAGGAAGAUGACUUCAGUAAAUGCCCAUCGGCUAUCCCAAGGAACCAAUACUUGAGGACUUUCAGGAAUCGGUGUUAUGAGUUUGUAGUGUUCCACGAGGCGUACUGGCCAGAUGCUAACGCUCAGUGCAGAAGCACGGGAGGCUCUCUUGUCAGUGUAAACGACGCUGAGACCCAACAGUUCCUCGUCAGCACCCUGGUACGGCUGAAUUUCGCCAAACACGGCAUAUGGAUUGGCCUUAAUGAUCAGAAGGUUGAGUCAACUUAUGAAUGGGCUUCAGGUGAUACAGUCAAUUACACCGACUGGGCAACAGGAGAGCCUAACUUCGCUCAUGGCGUCGAGGACUGUGUGCUGAUGAAGAGUACGAAGGCCUACACUUGGGAGGACCACCCCUGUCAUCUGUGGCCCCAGCACUACUCUUACAUCUGUGAAUACGAGAUGUUCCAAUCCACAACACCGCCCGCAAACGCAGCGACAGGACAAUCUGCAAUGGCCAUGAAUUAGUAGAACUGGUGGACAGGGGUUCCAGAAAGAAAACUUAGUGAUUGAUGGAUUCAUCUGACACCGGGUGUCUAUGUUGGAUACGAUUGCCUGAGUGUAAAUAAAUUGUUCACUAGUU